Molecule: messenger RNA, 1635 nt
Organism: Hirsutella rhossiliensis
Lineage: Eukaryota; Fungi; Ascomycota; Sordariomycetes; Hypocreales; Ophiocordycipitaceae
Product: XLF-Cernunnos, XRcc4-like factor, NHEJ component protein
Exons: 1
Coding region: 1-1635 (544 amino acids)
Biological process (GO): double-strand break repair via nonhomologous end joining
Cellular component (GO): DNA ligase IV complex; nucleus
Molecular function (GO): DNA end binding
Source: RefSeq, a predicted model, not a curated record
AUGUCGUUGACAUGGCGGCCUCUGCCGCUGCCUUCGUCCCCCGGCCUACCCGUCCUCUUGGUUUCUGCCCAAGUCGGCGUCGCCUCCUACACUGUCCGCAUAACCGACAUGGCCAACAUGUGGGUGGAAAGCCUGGAACGAAAGGCCAUCUGCAUGCGCGCCUGGUCUGAAAAUACAACAAUCGACCCGAGUGACACUCCCGAAAACAUGGCCAAGUUUCUCGCCAGCCUCACAUCGGCCUUGGAUCCCCGCCAGCCCGGCCACGGCGAUACUAGCCUCGGCCUGGUCCCCACUGCAACCGACGACGCAGGAGACGACGGGCUCACGUUACGCGUGACAUGUGCUCUGCCCGGAUUUGCUCCCUUGAAGUGGCCCCUUCACCUCGGAAAGUGCCCCCCAUCAGCUGUUGCCACACAGCUCGUGCUACCUCUUAUUGAAGCACACUACGCCAGGAAGCGGGAAGUGGAGUCGCUGCUUCAGGCUCUCGGCCAAAAGGACUCCGUGCUCACUAAGCUGUCAGACAAGCUGGAGGCGAUGGGAAUUGGCCUGGAACAUGUGUUCACGGCGCUUUCGGGAAAGAAAAUGGUUACCAGAUUAGCUGCCGACGACAAGGUCAGGGGACUUGCCCCUUUUGACCGCCGCCGCUGGGAGGCAGACAUGUCCCACGAUAUGGACGGCCCAGGCAACACCGGCGAUCUCGUGCAAAGCGUCCUCGGGAACUCGAGCCUUCGCUACGGAAACUUGAUAGAGAUGGACGCGUCUCCCGUCUUGGACCGAUGGUGGCAUGACUUUAGAGACACGUCGCAAGUCGCAUCCUGCAAGAAGGCCCGACCAGCAACGCCCUCAAGCCAGACCAGGUCACCAAGGUCAGGUCCCAGGACGACGGAGGAUGAUGACGACUUCCAAGUUCAAGCCACGCCGCCUCGCCUCGAGUCACAGGCUGGGAAGCACAAGGCAGCAGGCGAUGCGGCGCCUGCCCAGCAGGCCUCGUCAACGACGGAUGAAGACGGAGACGAAUCUUUGAUUCCCUAUAGCAACCCACCACCAACUGUCCCUACAUUGGCGCGGCAAUCUGAGCCCCGCAAAGCGGCCUCCUCAAUACUCGGUUCGAUGGGCGGGAAGAAGCCAUCAGCGGCGCCUCGGCCUCCCGGGUCAGAAACGGAGCAGAGAGCCGAGCAGCCUGUUGACGACUCGGAGACAGCCUCCGAGGCUUCCGACGACGACGAUGCUACGGCCUCAGCCCCGGGUUCUCCCCCUCCUCCGGCCGCAAUGUCGACAACGAGUGGCGUCAGGAAGGGAGGCUUGGGGUUGAUAGGCGGAGGAGCGCUGAGGAAAAAUAACAUAGAAAACGAGAAGUGCCGCGAGGCCGAGGUCGGGGUCGAAGACGGGGUGCCAGCUCGCAACAAACUUGGUGUGAUUGGAAACAAGACUGGGCGAGGACCGCCGUCGUCAACACCAGCUCAAGAGGAGAGUGAACGCGGCCGAACACCUGCCCGUGUCGAGAAGGAAGAUCCGGCGGGAACCAUACCCCGAGAAACGUCACAAGAAAGGGCGGAUCGCAGGCGAGAGGAUCUCAAGCGAGAUCUAGAGAAGAGGGCUGCUGCUAGUCCCGCGAGGAAGAAGCGACGGUUCUAG